AUGUCCAGCGAGACCCCCGCAGAGCCCGCGCACAAAAGUCCCGCACUUGGCGAGACACCUGAUAAACCUGCAGAGGUUGAAUACGAUGAUUUUGGAUUGCCGAUAAGGAAGCCGCGGGCGCGGACGCCCGUGGUGGACUCGGACGAGGAAGAAGAAGAAGAAGAGGAGGAGAAGUUUGAGGAUGCGGUAGCUUCGAAGUCAGCGAUCAAGGAGGAUCUCGCGCUGCCAGAUGCCAGGGAGGAUGUCGAGGUGGAGAGCAAGUCUCAGGCGCAUGGAGAUGUGCCAGUGAAGGCCGAGGAGGGCGGCAAUGCGCCAAGUCAGGUCAAUGGCUAUGUGAAACAGGCGGUGGAGAAGAUUGAGCACAAGGAGGAGAUUGUUAAGCCUGUAGAAGCGCAGGAGGCGGUGGUGGAAGACAACAAACCAGCUGAGAAGGCACACAGCCAAGAAGCUGUAGCGACGGCAGAGGUGGCAGCGCCUGAUACCCACGUCCAGUCCCCCGAGACCAAGCAGCACACCUCUGAAGUCGCUGGGCAGUCCGAAUCUGCAGAGAAAGAUGAGAACCCUGAAGCCGGGGAGGACUCUGAACCUGCGAAGAAGGAUGAUAGCACUCAAGCCGCUGGGCAGUUUAAAUCUGCAGAGAAAGACAAAAUCACAGAAACGGCCCAAUCCUCCGCACAUCGUCAGCAACAAAGCGUCGCCUCCGUGUCCGAAUACUCGCAUCAGCAUGCAGUCAUACAACCGCCAAAGGAAGAAAAGCCAUUCGAAGACGGCGGAUGGCAGACUAUGCCGGCAUAUGCCCGCUAUGACAUGUACGACGAUGACGACAAACUCAUCGCAAAGGAGAACGUGGAAGAGCUCGAGGACAUGCAUGGCUAUGCAAAUGUCGGCGGUGCAGCAAAGGGCUAUACCAGAGUCAUCAUGGACGAUGACGCUGACUCCGUAACAAGCAUGGACGACAACACCGCCUACCUCUUCAAGAACAAGGAAGCAGCUCUAGAUGAAGACGACGAAGAGCUUGCCCGAGAUCCGCUCGCACAGAUGCAGACUACCAAGAACCUCCUCACCGAAGGCCAGCGUGUCGCAUACGUUGGGCUGGUGCGGUUAGCCAUGGUGGAAAUGGAGAGGAAGUUCAUUAAAAUGGACCGGAAUCGAAACACUAAGAAAGCUCUGGAUUUGCAACAAGAAACUACAAAGAUGUGGGCCCAGAAAAUGAUGGUCAGAGUCUAUGGUCACAUGGACAUCACCACGUCUGAGCAGGUCAUGAUCGAGCAGUUAUCAGAUCAUGGUGUCGUCCCGGCGGAUUUGGUCCCUGCGUUGAUGCAGAACGCCCGGGUCAAGAAUCCAGUGGCGGAAGAGGUGGACUCACAGGCCGAUGCGGAUUCCGCCAGACCUUCGAUAUCAUCUCCAAGACCUGAUUCAAAGGACGAGAAGCACAAGUCUGCAUCAGCUUUGAGCUUCGACGAUUCAGUAAAAUCGCCUCCACCGUAUGAAGAACAAGAAGGAGGAUUCGAAUAUCCAGAUGUAAAAUCACCUUCGCAACUACCCGAAAGUAAGAGCCUCGAUAUCGACCUAAGAUGGACUGUAAUGUGCGAUCUGUUCCUCGUUCUCAUCACAGAUGGUGUGUAUGACUCGCGGUCACGAGAACUAUUUGAGCAGGUCGGAAAAUAUCUAAGUGUGGACUGGCUGGAAAUCUGCCGGUUCGAGAAACGAGUCACAGAUGCUCUAGAGAUGCAGGAGCAGGCAGACAAGGAGAACUGGAACGAGGAGGACCACAUGAAGAGUCGCGCUAAGAGAGCGCGCAAUAAGCGUUUGGCUUUCAUGGGCAUCGCCACAGUAGGUGGUGGAUUGGUCAUUGGUCUGUCCGCCGGGUUAUUGGCGCCUCUCAUUGGAGCUGGUCUGGCGGCAGGAUUCACAACCAUUGGUGUAGCUGGAACCAGUGGAUUCCUUGCUGGUGCUGGAGGUGCCGCGGUCGUGACUACGACAGGUGUCGUUACUGGAGCUACUGUGGGUGUCAGGGCUGCAAACAGACGAACAGGCAGUGUCAAGACAUUUGAAUACCGACCUUUACAUAACAACAAGAGGACCAACCUAAUCAUCACCCUUGCUGGGUGGAUGAACGGCAAGGUCGACGAUGUGCGAUUACCGUAUAGUACGGUCGACCCAAUCAUGGGAGACAUAUACUCGGUGCUCUGGGAGCCGGAGAUGCUGAGGAGUAUGGGUGACACCAUUAAUAUUCUCGCAACCGAGGCUAGAGCAGACAUGGCAGGACUCGUCCUGGCAGACUCGCUCAUCGAUCGCAAUCUCGGUACACGACCUAUUACUCUAGUGGGCUUUUCGCUUGGCGCAAGAGUCAUCUUCUCAUGCCUCAAGGAGCUUGCCAAUCGCGGUGCAUUUGGUCUAGUGCAAAAUGUGUAUUUGUUCGGUACACCGGUCGUUGCGAAGAAUGAUGAAUACAUCAAAGCCCGCUCUGUUGUUCCCGGGCGGUUCGUCAAUGGCUAUGCCACGAACGACUGGAUCUUGGGCUACCUCUUCCGUGCCACUUCUGGUGGCGUCAUGCGUGUCGCAGGUUUGGGGCAAGUGCAAGUGCCCACCAUCGAGAACGUCAACGUCACCGAGCUCGUCCCAGGCCACAUGGCCUACCGUACCGCAAUGCCCAAGCUACUACGAGAGGUUGGCUGGGAAGUCGAAUCAGAUGAGUUCACUGAAAUCGAGGACCCAGAUCCAGAAAACCACGAACAACGCCAACGCGAACUGAUCAGCGAAAUCGAAGAAGCGCGCAAAGAGCUCGAAAAGAAAGCCGCCGAGAAGGAAAAGAAAGGCAGCAAAAUCAGCUGGUGGAAGCGCAAAAAAGCCGACAAGAAAGAAUGGGAAGUCUACGACGAAACCUCGCAGAAACACAUCAAAAUCGACCAGGACGCCGACCCGGCCAAGAUUGCAGAGACGAAUAUCAUGUUCGACAUCGACGCUAUCCGCCGCGAAGUCGCCGCCCUGUCUGUCGAUAGCAAGCCCUACGACGCCGACGAGCGCGACUUUGAAAUCAAAGAGAUCAAAAGCACACUGCCCCCGAUGAAAAUCGACCUCCCGCCUGCUCCCCCGCCUCAAUCCCCUCUCAGACAGACGAAGAGCUACAACGACAGUGUGGGCAUUGCAACACCCGAUUCAAAAACCAACGGAACGCACGACGCAGCGAAGAAAAGCUUCGAGGAAUACGACGAGGGCGAUGCGGGAGAGGUCGAAAUGACAUUCGAUACCUCGUUCGCGGAACCCACACCGCCGCCUGCGAUUGCAAAGUCUCCGCUGCCGAGGAGCGGCGCGAGCUCGCCGUGGGCGGGCACCCCGAGCCGUGUGUCGCUGGCGGAUACAAGACCGGCGUGGAGCGAGCCGGCGCUGCCUGAACGGCCGCCAUUGUUGACGGCGAAGACGGCGCCGUUGAGUGGGGCCGGGGGCGAGGCGAUGCAUAAUGCGUGGGCGGAUGAGUUUGAGGAUGAGUUUGGGGAGGAGAAGGAGGUGAAGAUGAGUUUUAUGUGA
Messenger RNA from Parastagonospora nodorum SN15, 3528 nucleotides. RefSeq lists its product as hypothetical. The record is from RefSeq and is a predicted model, not a curated record. Lineage: Eukaryota; Fungi; Ascomycota; Dothideomycetes; Pleosporales; Phaeosphaeriaceae. The transcript is spliced from 3 exons. Bases 1 to 3528 code for a protein of 1175 amino acids.